AUGGGUGUCUCUGCCCUGCAGAUUCAACACGAUGUGAUACUUUCUACCAUCAAGGACAUUACACAAGGCGAUUGGAAAGUCCUCGUUCUAGACGAAACGACUAAGAAGAUAAUAGACAAUGUGGUCAAGGAAGAUGACAUCCUCAACCAGAACAUUGCCAAUAUCGAGCAGAUCGAGGAGAAGAGGGAGAUGAACCCGACUAUGGAUGCGAUUUACAUCCUGUCUCCCCAGCCGCACAUUGUCGACUGUCUGCUGGCGGAUUUUGAUCGACGACGGUAUAAGAAGUCCUUCCUUGUGUGGAUCGAUCUUCUAGACCCCCAACUCCGCCGGCGGAUAGACUCCUCUCCCCAAGCCCAGCAGCAGCGGGCUGGCUACGAAACUUUGUAUAUAGACUUCUUUCCGCGGGAAUCACACUUAAUCACCUUCCGUGAUCCCUGGAGUUUCCCAAUAUUGUAUCACCCGGCAUGCAAUCACCUAGUGCGAGAGCACAUGCAGAACUUGGCGCAAAAGGUAGGUGUUGAAACCGGCUCAUGGAAACCGUAUGUUGUGUACUAA
Molecule: messenger RNA, 555 nt
Organism: Phaeoacremonium minimum UCRPA7
Lineage: Eukaryota; Fungi; Ascomycota; Sordariomycetes; Togniniales; Togniniaceae
Product: putative sec1 family superfamily protein
Exons: 4
Coding region: 1-555 (184 amino acids)
Biological process (GO): intracellular protein transport; vesicle-mediated transport
Cellular component (GO): plasma membrane; secretory granule
Molecular function (GO): syntaxin binding
Source: RefSeq, a predicted model, not a curated record